Cottoperca gobio is the source of this 2305-nucleotide messenger RNA. RefSeq names its product kelch-like family member 40b (gene klhl40b). Gene Ontology annotation, molecular function: protein binding. The record is from RefSeq and is a predicted model, not a curated record. Lineage: Eukaryota; Metazoa; Chordata; Actinopteri; Perciformes; Bovichtidae.
CAUAGCUUCACAGCGAGCACCCGGGCUAUAAAUAACCUACCAGUUGGAGCUCAGUUGAAGGGUCAGGACAGCUGAGGGAGUGGGCCGUGCCGGGGUUCAGCUGGUGUGGGCAAAUAGCAGACUGACUGCGUCUCUGAAUCCUUUUUCCAGGCUAGAAACUAAAACUCUGCUGUAAAGAAGAUCCGCUUUUUGUUUGAUUUGAAGCCCCUGAAAGGCUCUUCAAACUCCCCCCGCCAGGAACGAUGGCUCUGCCGAUAAACCCCAUGGACGAACCGAGGUUGUACCAGCAGACGUUGCUCCAGGACGGCCUGUUCGAGCUGCUGGAGAACGACAAGCUGGUCGACUGUGUGCUGAAGAUCAAAGACAAAGAGUUCCCCUGCCACCGGCUGGUCCUGUGCGCCUGCAGCUCGUACUUCCGCUCCAUCUUUCUGUCUGACCUGGAGGAGAGCAAAAAGAGAGAGAUCGUCUUAGAGGAUGUGGAGCCGGGCGUCAUGGGGCUGAUCCUCAAGUACCUGUACACUUCCAAAAUCAAUGUGACGGAGCAGAACGUCCAGGACAUCUUCGCAGUGGCUAACGUGUACCAGAUCCCUUCAAUAUUCACGGUUUGUGUGUCUUUCCUACAGAAGCGCCUGAGCCUCAGCAACUGUCUGGCUAUCUUCAGGCUCGGCCUCAUGCUGGACUGUUCCAGGUUAGCCAUCACUGCCCGAAACUACGCCUGCGAGCGCUUCCAGCUCAUCUCCAGAGAUGAGGAGUUCUUCCAGCUGCUCCCCAGCGAGUUGGCAGCCAUUUUAGCGAACGACAAUCUGAACGUAGAGACGGAGGAGGCCGUGUUCGAGGCCUUGAUGAACUGGGUGUCCCGGGACACCGAGAACAGAGAGAAAGAUCUGCCAGGUUUACUGGAUUGCGUUCGUUUGCGUCUGAUCAAGGAGGAUUACCUGAAGGAAAAGGUGGAGAAACACAAACUGAUCUCCAUGAAUUCUGAGCUGCAGCAGAAACUCCAGCUGGUUAAGGAUGCUCUCGCUGGGAAAAUGCCGGAGGUUAAAAAAAGCAGGAAGGAGGAAGGUGACGCAGAGAACGAUGGAGAGAAUGAGGAUGAAGAGGAGGAAGAAGGUCUUUUCCCAGGCAUCCUGAAUGACACCCUGCGAUUUGGCAUGUUUGCCAGGAACUUGAUUCUGAUGGUGAAUGAGGCCGGUGCUGUGGCCUACGAUCCGACAGGGAACGACUGCUUCCUCGCAUCUCUUUCCACACAGAUUCCCAAGAACCACAUCAGCCUGGUCACCAAGGAGAACCAGAUCUUUGUGGCGGGAGGGUUAUUCAUUGAUGAACAGAACAAAGAAGAUCCUCUGUGCUCUUAUUUCCUACAGUAUGACCCCGUCAGUGCUGAUUGGCUGGGGAUGCCCCCCCUCCCGUCUCCCCGCUUCCUGUUUGGGCUGGCCGAGGCUGAGAACUUCAUCUUUGUUUUGGGAGGGAGGGAACUGAAGGAGACGGAGCAGACGCUGGACUCAGUGGUCUAUGACAGAGAAUCUUUCAAGUGGGGUGAAUCAGAACCGCUUCCGUACCCGGUAUAUGGACAUGCGACUGUAUCCCACAAAGAUGUUAUUUAUGUGAUUGGAGGAAAGGGAGACAGCAAGAGCUGCCUGAGUAAGGUGUGCGCAUAUGACGCCCGGAGAUUUGAAUGGAAGGAGCUCGCGCCCAUGAAGGUCGCACGUUCUUUAUUCGGCGCCACCGUUCAUAAAGACAAAAUAUAUGUGGCGGCAGGAGUCACCGACACCGGGCUGACAGACUCUGUGGAGGUGUAUGACAUCGCUACCAACAAGUGGUCCGACUUUGUAGUGUUUCCCCAGGAGCGUAGCUCUCUGAUGCUGGUGUCUUUGGCUGGUUUGCUGUACGCUGUAGGAGGUUUCGCCAUGAUGCCUGUGGAGGACAGCGACGAGAUUAUUCCCAAAGAGAUGAACGACAUCUGGAGGUUUGAUGACACAAACAGGAAGUGGAAUGGGAUCCUCAGGGAGAUCCAGUACGCUUCAGGGGCCACCGUCCUGGGGGUCCGCCUCAACACCCUGCGUCUGACCAAGAUGUAAACCCCCUCCAGUCUCUGCUGGUUAACAAAGAAUCUGUGCAGUCUAACAUUAGUAGAGACGUAAAGCUUACUUUGGUGUUCAGUAUGCUGUAGCAGUUCUAAUUAUGUGAUUAAGGACAUUUUUAUAUGCGUGUGUUUCAGUGAUUCAGAUUUCAAAACUGUAAACAAUCUGUAGCCUGUUGACAUUUUUUUUGCACUGUAAUGAAAUAAAAUGUAAGUAUUUAACAC